This is a messenger RNA of Sphaerodactylus townsendi, 1865 nucleotides long. RefSeq names its product ras-related and estrogen-regulated growth inhibitor-like protein. Gene Ontology annotation, molecular function: GTPase activity; GTP binding. NCBI's taxonomy places the organism in Eukaryota, Metazoa, Chordata, Lepidosauria, Squamata, Sphaerodactylidae. Bases 402 to 1097 code for a protein of 231 amino acids. The transcript is spliced from 5 exons. The record is from RefSeq and is a predicted model, not a curated record.
UGAGACCCACAGAGAUCCCCUCCCAGUCAGAAAAAAACAUUUACAACGUUUUAAAAUUAGUUUUCUGUUUUUUCCUAACAUUUUUACUAAUGUUCUGAUUCUCCCAGCAUUUUUUUUUAUUAAUGUUCCAAUUCUUCUAACAAUUUUAUUCAUUUUCUAACUUUUCUAACAUUUUGUUAAUGUGCUGUUUUUUAACAUUUUAUUGAUUUUCUAAUCUUUUCAAACAUCAUCAAUUUUCUUUUGAUGGUAUUGUUAAUUAAUUUUCUCAUAAUCACUGACAAACCAAAAAGGAAACGUAUCGCAGAAGAAGAAGAAGAAGAAGAAGAUGAUGAUGAUGAUGAUGAUGAUACAGCUAUCCCAAGAAGUGUAUGGAGAGAAGCAGCUAAGACUGGGUGAAGAAAAUGGUCCUCAGAAUCCCUCUACGAAGAAGUACCAGCUUGACUCCGGACCACCAACCUGUGGUGGAGGUGCCCACCCCCACCCCACUGAAAAUGGAUGUAAAUGUGGUGGUUUUAGGGGGAGACAGCGUGGGAAAGUCAGCUUUGACAGUUCGCUUUCUCACCAGGCGAUUCAUUGGUGAAUACGGAGAGAUGGAGUCUCUCUACACUCACACGCUAGCAGCGGAAGGCAAGGAGUUUUUAUUCCACAUCUGGGACUUCCCUUGCUCACAGCUCCGAGCGGACGACGGCUCUUCCGAGGACAAGCGGAUCCAGUGGGCCGAUGGCUUCGUCUUGGUGUACAGCAUCUGCGACCGAGCCAGCUUCACUAGCCUGCAGCCCAAAGUCCAGUGCAUCAAGGCCGCCAGGGAAGGUGCCGGCCAAGACAAGGUGCCCAUUGCCAUUGUGGGCAACAAGAGGGACCUGCACCACCGGCGAGCCGUCUCAAGCGAAGAGGGUCGCCUCCUGGCGCUCUCCUUGGACUGUGAGUUCUACGAGGUGUCUGCGGCCGAAGCCUAUCACGGAGCGCUCAUGGUUUUCCACGGCCUGGCAGAACGCGUCUGCGAGGCCAAGCUGGCACUGAAAAAAGGCACGGGCAUCCGCAGCAUUGUCAAGAGUGUCUCUGCGGUGUUUGCUCGGAAGAGAACAGACUCGAUGUGAGCUGUCGCCAAGCUGCUGCUGGGAACUUAAUGGCGGGUGGCCACCAUCUGGGAGAGCGGCGCACGAUACCGCUCUCGUGUCAACAACUCUAUGUGGCGAUCUCUCGUCCAAGGCAGUCUGCAGACUGGCUCAGACCAUUAGGCAGUACAGCCGAUAGCUGGCGGGGGGGGGGGGAGAGCAGAAUUCAAGAGGCCCCAGCCAGUCGUCAAGGGGGACAAUAUGCAGCCCACCCACCUCAGAAUCUUGAGACAAAACAAUUUGUAGCUGAGAGGGGAGCAUUGUUUUGCCCAAGGUAAUUUUGCACGGGGUGAGCCGGCGUGGUUGUAGCAGCUAAGAGCAGCAGGCUCUAAUCUGGAGAACCGGGUUUGAUUUCCUACUUCUCCUCAUGAAGCUGCUGCGUGACCCUGGCCCAGUCACAGUUCUCUCAGAGCUCUCUCAGGCCCAGCGGAGGCAGGCUGUGGCAGCCCCCAGUAUGGUAAAGCGGUUAAGAGCGGCGGACUGUAAUCUGGAGAACCGGGUCUGAUUCCCCACCCCACCACAGGAAGCCUGUUGAGUGACCUCGGGCCAGUCACAGUUCUCUCAGAAUUCUCUCAGCCCACACAGAGGAAUCCAGGGCAGGGCAGGGCAGGGCAGGGAUGAAGAAAGUGCAAAGCACAAUCCCUCACCAUCCAAGAGAGCCAGUGUGGCGUAGUGGUUAAGAGCAGGUGGAUUCUAAUCUGGAGAACCGGGUUUGAUUCCCUGCUCUGCCGCUUGAGCAGCGGAGGCUUA